Molecule: messenger RNA, 900 nt
Organism: Penicillium cataractarum
Lineage: Eukaryota; Fungi; Ascomycota; Eurotiomycetes; Eurotiales; Aspergillaceae
Exons: 2
Coding region: 1-900 (299 amino acids)
Source: RefSeq, a predicted model, not a curated record
AUGGCCGACUCCAACACCGCGAGCCGCAGGCCGACCUACCCUGCCGGAACAAUUGCUAAAGUGUCAACCGACAUCUUGAAUGAGACCUUCCAUAACAUCAUCCAUGACCUCGUCGCCAAGGUCCACCGCGAGGAAAAAGUGGCGCGCAUGCGCUCCGCGGUGGUCGUCGCUCGCCAGAAAGCCGAGGAAGAGGCAACCGUCCCGGAUGAAACCCCCAGCAAGUCAGUCGCCGCCGAUGGAAAAACAAAAGAAGUUGUGAUAGAUGCGGCCAAACUUGCAAGCACACACCUCGAGACCGAUGCUGCUACAUUCGACCAUGGGAAAGUCUUCCUGAAGGGGAAUCCCAUGCAUACCGUCAAGGAAAUCAUCUGCCCUGACUGCCGUCUCCCACGCCUCUCAUAUCCCCCAGUCGGUGCAGGUUACCGACCUCCUCCCGAUCCGAACGCUGAAUACUGCCAGAACGGUCCAUUGAUUACACUGCCGGGCCACGACGUUCACGGGAAAAUGUUUGCCGUGAUGCCGAACCCGAAAAAGAAAAAGUCCGACAAGGACAGCACUAUCCCUGAAGUUCCGACCAGCAAGUGCCCCAUCUGCCCGCGCUAUUUCGUCAUGAAUCGAGUAGCUCAGCACUUGGAUCGCUGCAUGAACAUCUCCGGCCGUGGCAGCAGUACCCGUAAUAAGACACCCACCGACAGCGGCGCUAGUGGCGCUAGCAGUCCGACCUCAUCUGCUCCCAAACGUCCACAUGAAGAAGACGAGGGCAGUCCCAGUCCUACCAAAAAGAAGAAGCUGAACGUGUCCAAGAAGGCCUCAAGUACGAAGCCGGGGCCAAGCAAGCUUAAGAACUCAUUUACGGUGGAGGAUAAUGACGACGAUGUGAAGAGUGAAAACGCAGACUGA